Molecule: messenger RNA, 1128 nt
Organism: Plasmodium fragile
Lineage: Eukaryota; Apicomplexa; Aconoidasida; Haemosporida; Plasmodiidae
Exons: 2
Coding region: 1-1128 (375 amino acids)
Source: RefSeq, a predicted model, not a curated record
AUGCAAAGUGGUACUGGUGAGCCGUUCUUUAGAAGUAAUUUCCCACAGUGUAGAAUUAGCGAAAUGAAUAAUUUGGUGGAAAUGGCUAAUGAGCACGGGAACCGAGGGAGCAGAAGAGGAAUGAGCAGAUGUGUCUCCUCUUUGUUUCGCAUUUUGAAUAUCGUGUUCAUGGGAUUGUUCUUUUUGGCGCUGGAGAGUACCAUUUUCACGAGGCAGGGAGAGCGCCAUAGACACGGAACAGAAUGGAGAGAGCGAAAGGGAAGACGAUUAGCUUGCGCAAAUUCUUCUACAGCAACCCCUGGAAUGGGGACAAGCCCCGUCAUGGCAGGAGAAAAUGGAAAUUUGUUCGACCCUGCACUACCAGCACAGAACAAUCUGAACGAUAAUUCAAGGCAGGACAUGUACCGUUUGCUUAUGCUCAUGUGUAAAUAUAACAAAUGCUUUAUUAGAAACCAGAGGAGGGAAGGAGGAAGUGGUGACUUUACGGACGAAGGUUGUAGUAGUGUUGGCCUUUCGCCCAACUGUUGGGAGGACGGCACCGCGACAGCAUCAUCAUCAGAUGAAGAAGAAGGAGAAGAAGACGAAACGUUGGAGGAGGCGCAAGACGAAAUUGAACCCAGACGAAAUAGAUUCAUCCGAGAGGCCUACUAUGAAUACAUGAAUCAGGCACAGGAAUUAUCAGAAAGAGAAUUCUGGGACAAAAUUUCUAACCUAGGUGAUUAUGUGGAUCCUGAAGAAAUGAGUUCCAUUUUUUAUUAUGUGCACACGAAUGAAAGGAAAAAAUAUUUGAACAUGCAAGAAAAUGUGAUUACCCAUUGGGAGAACAUGUGUUACAAUUAUAACGUAGAUGAGGAUUUUAAGAAGGAACAAAUGAAGAAUUUAUAUGAAAAGACCACGAAUUUUUUUUUGUUUAAAGAGAAGCAUUUUCUAAAAAGCUUUAGUGCGUUUGUUCGUUAUGGUAGGUGCAGGACGAAGAAGUUCACUGAUGGGUUGAUUAGUUACAAGCAUUUGUGGAAGGAAUACAGGAGGAUGGUGAAUAAUUUUUGUAGUGCAAAAAUGGACGAGGUGUUGAGGGCAUACUGGAAGAAGAACCAGAGCAAGGCCUGCGAGAUGUGCAUACAGUACUGA